CCGCGUCAACUUCAUUCUGAUAUCAUUGGCGAUGAUUCCUCCAAAGGAUCCAUCUUACGUAUUCAAUUAGCCUUGAAUUACUCUGUAUUGUGGCAGCUUCGCGGGGUCUGGGGCCCCAGGAUCGGACCUGGGGUAUCAGAAUCAACACUCUUGGUGCAUCCAUACAGAUAUCUCAAGUUUCUCGGAUAACCCUAGAAGGUCAGCCACCUGAGCCUGACGAGAUAACGAGAACAACUCGAACAACCAGAUCCCCUCUUUCAGCUCGAGCCAAUGUAGAUCUCGAUCAACCCCAGAUUUUGAGAUUGUUAUCUCCAUUUCGGAAGUGCCGAAGCCUGGACUCUUAUCUCAAGGGUGCGAUCCUCUCUACUUCAAUGCCGCCAGCCCUGCUGUGGCUACCUUUCUGCCCUUGUUGAAUUGUAACUGGAUAUCACGUCUCUGAGAAUGGGAAUUAAAGGCAUUCUCAGCAAGACAUCACUUGCGAACUAUGGCCGACAGAUCAGGAACGCACCGCGCGAGGUCAUCUUCAGCCGGAGCUUGAUCCUGUCGUCCAUGAUGUAUGCUUCGGCUGCCGUUACUUUAACAUGGGACCAAGGAAUGGGAUCAACCGUUCCCUCCCUCCCAGGCUUCCAGAACCACUUUGGUAUCAGCUCCGGGUCCGACGCUGGUGCUAUCAAGAACUUCGUCUCCCUCGUCUACCUCGGGGACGCCGCCGGGGCUGCUCUAUCAUUUUUCGUCAAUGACCGCGUUGGACGUCUGUGGUCGUUCCGCUUAUACUGCUGCGUAUGGUUCGUCGGACAGAUCGUCGCCAUCGCAACCCCCAACGUAGCAGGGCUAUACGCCUCGCGCAUAAUAUCAGGCCUCGGAAUCGGCGCUCUGAGCGUCACCAGCAUCAUGUCCAUCGUCGAGAUCGCACCCGCCGAGAUCCGUGGCCUCCUCGCCGCCUGGUUCUCGGUUGGAAUGGGCAUCGGGCUGAUGGUGUCUGACUUUUGUGUCUACGGCGUGCAGCUGCACAUCGCCCCGAGCAGGCUCCAAUACCAGGUCGUCUGGUUCGCACCGUGCAUCUUCAUGUUCCUCUGGUGUGUAGCUAGUUUCUUCCUCUGCGAAUCUCCACGCUGGCUCCUCCUUCGUGAUCGACAUGAUGAAGCCCUACAAGCCCUCAUCCACCUUCGACGCCUCCCAGCUAGCCAUCCUCGCGUGCAGGAAGAACUCCAAGCCAUGACCGAAGCCAUCCGCUCAGAGACAGAGAUCCAAUCCUCUGCUGUAGACGACAACUCCCCAUCAAAGGUCGUCAGCAUCGCAAAGGAAGUCUUCACCGUCCCUUCCAACCUCCGCCGUGUUCAACAGGCCCUGAUCCUGUAUGUCUUCCCCCAGCUCUCCGGCGGCAACUCCAUCACAAACUACUUCAUACCUGUACUCGGGAUCAUCGGCGUCGACGGGGAUUCAACACACCACCUCUUCCUGACCUGCAUGUACGCCCUAUCCAAGUUCUUCUUCAGCCUCUUCGCCUCCUUCCUCUUCAUCGACGUCCUCGGCCGCAGAAACUCCCUCUUCAUCGGAAUCUCCCUCCAAAUGCUCUCAGACAUCUACAUCGGCGCAUUCAUCAAAGUCGAAAACGACAACAACAACGGCGCCCCCCGCUCCGCAGGAGAAGCCGCGUUGGCUGCGAUAUUCUUACACGCCCUCGGCUACUCAGUCGGCCUCCUCACCCUCCCCUACGUCUUUGGCGGCGAGCUCUGGCCAAACCGUAUCCGGUCCUUUGGGGCGGCCCUGGCCCAGACCUUUCACUGGCUGUUUCAUUAUGCUAUGACGUAUGCGCUGCCGUCGCUGCUGGAGCGGACGGAGAACUGGGGCGCGUUUGUAUUCUUUGCGGUGUGGUGUGCGGUUGCUAUUUUAUAUGUUUUCUUGCUUGUGCCUGAGAUGGCGGGGUAUACGGUUGAGGAGAUUGAUAGGAUGUUUAGUGGGCCUUGGAGGGUGACGGGUGUUAGGGGGGUGAAGGGGGGCGGAGGGGAUAGAAGUAAGAUUAGGAAUAGGAGUGGGAAUAGCGAUGUUGAGGAGGUUAUUGAGGGGAGGGAUUUGGAGAGGGUCAAGUAA
This is a messenger RNA of Aspergillus versicolor CBS 583.65, 2091 nucleotides long. RefSeq lists its product as uncharacterized. The transcript has 3 exons. NCBI's taxonomy places the organism in Eukaryota, Fungi, Ascomycota, Eurotiomycetes, Eurotiales, Aspergillaceae. The record is from RefSeq and is a predicted model, not a curated record. Gene Ontology annotation, cellular component: membrane. Gene Ontology annotation, biological process: transmembrane transport; carbohydrate transport. Gene Ontology annotation, molecular function: carbohydrate:proton symporter activity. Bases 442 to 2091 code for a protein of 549 amino acids.